Messenger RNA from Pezoporus flaviventris, 5228 nucleotides. It is a transcript of the gene SALL4, whose product is annotated as spalt like transcription factor 4. Gene Ontology annotation, molecular function: DNA-binding transcription factor activity, RNA polymerase II-specific; RNA polymerase II cis-regulatory region sequence-specific DNA binding. Gene Ontology annotation, cellular component: nucleus. The record is from RefSeq and is a predicted model, not a curated record. The coding region runs from base 171 to 3506 and encodes 1111 amino acids. Gene Ontology annotation, biological process: regulation of transcription by RNA polymerase II. The transcript has 4 exons. Lineage: Eukaryota; Metazoa; Chordata; Aves; Psittaciformes; Psittacidae.
ACUCAGGCCAAUCAGCUGUCAGGGGCCCAUGAUAAAUCGCAAUGCAUUAUUGAUAAUCAUAAUUACUCUGACAUGCGCAUUCCGCCCAAUGGGGGUAAUUUCCCAACUCUAGGAAUUUGUUGUGAAGAGGAAAAUAAUUGCUACUAUUUUGCUCCCGAUGCUGGUGCACCAUGUCGCGACGGAAGCAGGCGAAGCCCCAGCACAUCAACUCCGAGGAGCAACCCCCAGAUGCUGCAAGUGGGAGUCCACAAGACGUCCCAGGUGACAGAGAUGGUGAAAUGAGUUCCAAAAGGUGCCGCACGGAGGAAACUAAAAUCUGUGAGAAAUGCUGUGCAGAAUUCUUUGAUCUCUCUGAAUUCCUUGAGCAUAAGAAAAAUUGCACUAAAAAUCCACCUGUUCUAAUCAUGAAUGACAGUGAGGGAACAGUACCUCCCGAAAGCUUCUCUGAAGGUUCCCUAGGGAGCUUUCCAAGUGAUCGAAUGGAUAGCAGGGCACGCAAGGACGUUCAGGCAAAGGGUUGCACUGCUUCUAUGGAGAAGAGAGAAGGAAAAAUGGAUGCUGAAUCAGUAGGAGGAAUGUAUCUUAAAAUAGAGCCCCCCGUCACGCCUGCGGCUCCUGGCCUAAGCUAUCUACCAAAAUCCAAAGUACCAAACACUAACGUGACUUUGCAGACAAUACGUGGCACUAAAGUGGCUGUGAACCAGCGGACCUCCGAUGCCAUCUCUUCUUCAGCAGCCAGUUUUAAUGCUAUCCCCAUGAUCCUGGAGCAGCUCGUGUGUUUGCAGCAGCAGCAACUCCAGCAAAUUCAGUUGACAGAGCAAAUUCGCAUUCAGAUUGCCAUGAUGGCUCCCCAUGCCCUGCAUCCUUCUAUAGCAGCUGCUACUGACCCACUGAAAGCUCUGGGCGCUCACAUGUCUCAGCAGCUUUCGGCUGCUGUUGCUUUAAUCGGACAGAAAUCUGGAAGCCAGAGCCUAUCACUGGAAUCCUUGAAGCAAGGAAAACUACCUCAUUCUAACACUGGUGUUGCGGCCGCCAGCUCGCUGGCUGCUGGGCUUUCCUCUUCCUUCCCCUUGAAGCCAGAGGCAAGCAGAAGCCUCCCUGGCUCCAUCUCUCAGUUCCCAAAUCCUUUGCUACCUCAGUCCUCCAGCUCGGUCAUCUUCCAAAAUCCACUGUCGGCUGUUUCUUCUGUUAUAGAUUCCUCAAAGAAGGGGAAGGGAAAACCUCCCAACAUCAGCGUGUCUGAAAGCAAACCGAAUGCAGAAGAGCCGUUCUUCAAACACAAGUGUAAAUUCUGUGGCAAGGUCUUUGGCAAUGACAGUGCCCUGCAGAUUCACCUCCGAUCCCACACCGGUGAAAGACCCUACAAGUGUAACAUUUGUGGUAACCGCUUUACAACCAAAGGAAACCUUAAAGUGCAUUUUCAGCGUCACAAAGACAAAUACCCCCACAUAAAGAUGAAUCCUUACCCGGUUCCUGAGCACCUGGACAAUGUUCCCACCAGCACCGGAAUCCCGUAUGGGAUGUCUGUGCCACUGGAUGAGUCUAACCUAAUAGUGGAUAGCAAACCUCUCCUAACAACACUGCCUACCUCUGCAGCCACCAGUGCACCUCAGACCAUCUCCAGCCUAGCAGGCAUUAAGGAGUCUCUGCCUGGUACAUUCUCAAGUGACCUGCAGUCAAGGCCUUCUCCAGAAAGUGAGGGUGGCUCUUCCUCAUCAGGGGUGGUUGGUCAUGAAUCGGGAACAGAGCAGAGCUUGAGUUCACCGCGAGCUACCUGCAGCGUGAGCAUCUUCCAUGUAAGUGGGUCAAACGAGCAAGGCUCAGAAACAUCAAAGCUUCAGCAACUGGUUGAAAAUAUCGACAAAUCCACUGCUGACCCCAACGAGUGCCUGAUCUGUCACAGAGUGCUGAGCUGCCAGAGUUCACUCAAAAUGCAUUAUCGUACUCACACGGGAGAGAGGCCAUUCAAGUGUAAAAUCUGUGGCCGUGCCUUCUCCACUAAAGGGAACCUUAAAACUCAUUAUGGUGUCCACAGGGCCAAUACUCCUUUGAAGAUGCAACAUUCGUGUCCUAUUUGCCAGAAGAAGUUUACAAAUGCAGUUGUGUUGCAGCAGCAUAUCCGCAUGCAUAUGGGGGGGCAAAUACCCAAUACACCAAUGCCAGAAAACACCAGUGACAAUACUGAUGUGGAUGCUACUGUGGCUGAGAAGAACGGAGACAUCAGUCGCCCAGAUGAGAUCGUGGAAAGCAUAGAGAUAGAAGAGGACCUGGACUCUCAGGAUGGCCCAAGGAGUUCUUCAAAACCUCCUACUCCGUACGAUGCACAAUCAGAAUCACCAGCCACCACGGCCACCUUCUCUGGUAUUGCAGCACUGGAGAAUCAAAUGAAGAUCGUCAACUCUGCUUUGAACUUGCAGCGACAAAGCAGCUUGAAGUCUAGUGACAAUGGCUCAGCAGAAAGUGAUGGCAUGACAAAUGAUUCUUCUUCUGUGGCAGGAGAUCCAGACUACCAGAAUGGCAGGAGUCCUGCUGCCUCCGAGUCUGCAUCGCUCCAGGCUCUGUCCCCAGCCAACAGCCAAGCUGAGAGUGUAAGGUCGAAGUCACCUAGCUUCAACAAUCAAGAAGAUACAGGCAUGGGAAGUAAAUCAGAGGGUCCUGAGAGCACUUCAGCAGAAAUGGAAGGGAUUGUUGGUGCUUUGGAUUUAACUUAUGGCAAUAUUGGUCGAAAGGUCAUUAAAGAAGAGCCUGGGUUACAUUUUGCAAAUGGAGAAUAUGGUCGAAGUAGUAUUCCAGCUGCUUUUGUUAGAGCUCCCCCAGCCCUCGUAAAAAUGGAGAUGCCCAGUGAGCGUCCCAUUAGCACUAGCCAUUUCAUUGGCCCACCAGCUCUGUCCCCUGGUGUUGCCCCUCUUCUUGUGCCACGACCGAAAUUCUGCCGUCCCGCCAAACAGCACAUCUGCACUACGUGUGGGAAGAACUUCUCCUCUGCCAGCGCCCUUCAGAUUCAUGAGCGGACCCAUACCGGUGAAAAGCCAUUUGCCUGCACCAUCUGUGGGAGAGCCUUCACAACAAAAGGAAACCUGAAGGUCCAUGUAGGCACUCACAUGUGGAAUAACUCUGCCAGGCGGGGAAGAAGGCUCUCGAUUGAUAACCCCAUGGCUCUGCUGGGGAAUGAUCCCAAGAAGGUAUCUGAAAUGUUUCCAAAGGAUAUGAUGCCUCCUUCAGUGAGCAUUGACCCCACAGUAUGGAAUCAGUAUGCAGCGGUACUCAGCAAUGGCAUAGCAAUGAAGACUAACGAGAUCUCGGUGAUCCAGAGUGGUGGCUUACCUACCCUUCCAGUCAGCAUUGGAGGUGGUUCAGCAAUAAAUACUGCUACAGUCUCCAAAAUAGAUGGGACCCAGUCUGGGACUGGUUCUGAUACUGAGAAGGCCAGUGGUGCUGCUGCAGACAAUGUGCCAAAACACCAAUUCCCUCACUUCAUGGAGGAGAACAAAAUUGCUGUUAGUUAAAAACUCUAGUGAAGCUGACGUACAGAAAGAACGAAUAUAUAUACACAAACAUAUAUUUUUAAGAGAUUCCACUUCAGCCUCCUAUUUUCCUAUUGACGUGCAAAUGAUUUUAUGGUUGUCUUUGUAAGAGUUGCCCAGAGUACAAUCAUGAUAUUGCUUUGCAAAUAGUAAAUAAUAAAGUAUAGGAUUUCCUUCUAUUUGGAAAGAUGCGGGUCUUGCAAAGUAGUUCUUACGUGUGAGUAAUGUGUACAGCCUUACAGAAGUUUCUACAACUUGAGAUUCCAAAGGUUAGAAUAUUUACCUCUUAGUUUAGAGUGAAAUACCUGGGGGAUUUGAAAUGAGUGGAAACAACCUACUGUUGACGGAAAAGCUUCUAUUUACUGAUGAGAAAUGAAAACUAUUAAUGCGGGUAAAUAUCCUAGAAUGUCUGGACCCUCUUAGGACUAGUUUUUCUGUUUGGAUUUUUGGCUCUGUGUGGUUGCUGAAUGUACUUUUUACUAUAAUGGCUAUAAAAACUACAAUUUUGUUUUAUUCCUUUUCUGCCUCAGAAGUUCUAAGAAGAGAAAGUUGCUGUUUUUCUUUAAUCAUUGCUCCUAAAGACUUAAUUCUCUGUAUUGUUGACUGCUGCUUAUUUAAUACUACUACUAGGACAGUCCUUCAAAUGUAGUGCCAAAACUCCCACUUCCAAAGAUGUGCGGUUUUUCCUAGAUGUUUUAUUUCAAUGCCGAGAGCCCCAAACAAGCAUGGGUGGGUAUGUAUAUACUUUUUUUUUUCCUCUCUUGAAAGGGAAGGCUUGCCUUGGGAAGUCAGGUCUAAAAGCUCUGCAAGGAAUCUCAGGUGACUGUUGCAAUUGGGCAUGGGAACUGGUUUCCUUAGCAAGAGGCUUUUUGAUUUUGUUUUUAUUUUCAUUUGGGUAAUUUAGAAGAUCAGUCUGUGUAAACCUGUAUUUAAAUAUGAAGUAUUCAUGUUUAGGUUAAAUGUUUUGUGGGUUUUUGGAUGGCAUUCCUUCUCUGGUCAUUAAGUUUCUUGGUGGUCUGUGAAUCUGCAUUCUGCCAAAAAUGGUAAUUAAUGGUCCACGUGUAUUGUAUGAAGGUUGCUGGGAUAGUCAUCUGGAUUCUAAGUUAUCUACCUCAUUUUUUCCUUAUGUAGUUGUAGUGUCUAUUUUUCUAUUAAUGACCACUGUAAUGAACUGAGAUUCAAGCAGAUGCUUCCAUGCACUAUCUGAAACUAAAACCUGAUGUAUUAGUGGAAGCACCUGAAGAUUUACUGGACUGACCUUUCACUAUUCCUCUAAUGUCUGCUGGAAUUGUAUGUGUAAUGGGAUCUAAACCGGACUGGAAAGUGAGUAUUUGGUAUGGAAGGACUGAACGAUGGAAAGAAGUCUAGUUUGUUGACUGCAGGAAAUCUUCAAGUCCAGUCUCCGUUGUGGAAGGCCCAAAAAUGCAGAUUACCAAAAGUUUGUGUAAUGUUGUUGCACCUGAUUCUUGCUUAUGAUCUCUGUAUGCCGAGUUGUGCCUUUCCUGCUGGACUUGUAAGUAAGAACAUACCAGUACCUGUUUACACUGUAAGAUGGAUAUUGUUACAUAGGCCAUGCGAAAGGCAUCCCAAUUGUCAAGUUUCUGCAUUGUGAAUGUAUGACUUUUAAGAACUCUGUAGUUUUGAGUAUCUACUGAUGCGUUUCUGUUGGACAUUUUGAGAAUAAAUUUUGGGAUGGCUUUUUCA